GACACUGAGACGUGUGGUUUGAGGAGGGGGGGACCGAGGUUUUCUUUGGUCCUGGGGCGUGGUCUGUGGGCAACCGCAGCAUUGCGGGAACAGCAUAUUUGAUGGGGACGUGACGGGAAGUGUGGGGACCCCACCCGUGAAGGAUUGGUGACAUGUAGUGAGGGAAUCGUAAAUCUUAGUGGUGAUGGAAUGACCGAGACAGCAGGGGGCUCCCCAAGUUUUGGUGCGGGCUGGACUCCACAAGAAUUCCCAAAGACUGUCAGGGUCUGUGAAAAGAUUCCUAUUUUUUCUAUGUGUCUAUAUUUUAAAGAAGGAAUUUAUUGUGGAAAUGCAUUAUCCAGCUUGAAUAAAUAAGAGUAUAAAAUUUAACAUUUUUUCUUUAUUUCUAUGAAGAAGAAGCUGGGCUUGAAAAUGGAGAUGUAUGAAAGCCUUGGAAAAGUGGGAGAGGGAAGUUAUGGAACAGUUAUGAAGUGUAAACAUAAGGAAACUGGGCAGAUAGUGGCCAUUAAGAUAUUUUAUGAGAAACCGGAAAAAUCUGUCAACAAAAUUGCAACAAGAGAAAUAAAGUUUCUGAAGCAAUUUCGUCAUGAAAACCUGGUCAAUCUGAUUGAAGUUUUUAGACAGAAAAAGAAAAUUCAUUUGGUGUUUGAAUUUAUUGACCACACAGUAUUAGAUGAGUUACAACAUUAUUGUCAUGGACUAGAGAGUAAACGACUUAGAAAAUACCUCUUCCAGAUCCUCCGAGCGAUUGAAUAUCUUCACGAUAAUAAUAUCAUUCAUCGAGAUAUAAAACCUGAGAAUAUUUUAGUAUCCCAGUCAGGAAUUACUAAACUCUGUGAUUUUGGUUUUGCACGAACGCUAGCAGCUCCUGGAGACAUUUAUACAGACUAUGUAGCCACACGCUGGUAUAGAGCUCCAGAAUUAGUAUUAAAAGAUACCUCUUACGGAAAACCUGUGGAUAUCUGGGCUUUGGGCUGUAUGAUCAUUGAGAUGGCCACUGGAAAUCCCUAUCUUCCUAGCAGCUCUGAUUUGGAUUUACUUCAUAAAAUUGUUUUAAAAGUAGGCAAUUUGACACCUCAUUUGCAGAAUAUCUUUUCCAAUAAUCCCAUUUUUGCUGGAGUGGUCCUUCCUCAAGUUCAACACCCCAAAAAUGCAAGGAAAAAAUAUCCAAAGCUAAAUGGAUUGUUGGCAGAUAUAGUUCAUGCUUGUUUACAAAUUGAUCCUGCUGAGAGGAUAUCGUCUACUGAACUUUUGCAUCAUGAGUAUUUUACAAGAGAUGGAUUUGUUGAAAAAUUCAUACCGGAACUGAGAGCUAAAUUACUACAAGAAGCAAAAGUCAAUUCAUUCAUAAAGCCAAAAGAGAAUUCUAAAGCAAAUGAACUUAUGAAAAAUGAACGAAAAACAAUUUAUACCAAUACAUUGCUAAGUACUUCAGUUUUGGGAAAGGAAAUGGAAAAAGAGAAAAAGCCCAAGGAGAUCAAAGUCAGAGUUAUUAAAGUCAAAGGAGGAAAAGGAGAUAUCUUAGAAUCGAAAAAGAUGGAGUGUGAAGGUAGACAUUGUCAGCAGGAGGCAACUGAAAAUGCUCAUACCAUGUCUCAAGAUGCAAACCCUAUAAUCAAUGAAUCACCAAACCCUGUCAAUCCCAGCACUAACUCUAACGGCAUGAAAGACAGUCCACAUGCUGGAGGUAGUAUGAUGAUGCCACCCAUCAAUUUAACUAGCAGUAAUUUGAUGGCUUUAAAUACCAAUUCAAAACUUUCCCACUCCAAUUCAAGGUCAACUGAAAGAGCGAAAAAGAGACGCACGUCUUUACAGUCUAUUGGACAAGUUGUGUCUAAUAGCAGGCAAGAGGAUACAGGUUCCACUCAAAGCCAAAUGGAGAAGGGCGUAUUUAAUGAGCAAAUGGGUCAAAGUGACCAAAUGGCAAAUAGAAACAAAAGGAAGCUUAAUUUUUCCAGAUCUGACAGGAAAGAGUUCCAUUUCCCAGAACUGCCUUUCACAAUACAUUCAAAGGAGAUGAAAAGAAUGGAAGUUAAACAGAUAAAAGUGCUGAAGAGGGAAUCGAAGAAAACAGAUUCAUCUAAAAUACCAACUUUACUUAAUGUGGAUCAAAAUCAAGAGAAACAAGAGGAGCCUGAGCUGCCACAGCAGGCAGAGCUGCUGACUCCGGAUUCACAUGGAGUAGAAGCCACCUCAGACCUUUUUAAAGGGAACAUCAACAAGCCAAUGAUGUGAGUUAGUGAUGUCUAGGAUAUAGGAAUGAGGAUCUAACAAGAGACACUGUGGGAACAGGCAGGCUUGAGGACCCUGAAGGGACGAUGAAUUUCUGGUGCAAGGGAUGGAAGGAGGUGAAGCCAUGAUGGAGCCAACUGAGAAGAAUAAGUCAGGCCCCACUGGAUGGUGGAUUCCUCGUUCUGGGUGAACAAGCCAGGCUGUUUGUGAAUCUCUGGAUCCUUCGUAUCAUCUCCAGGUUUUAACUUGUAAUCCUCUUUCUGAAUGCUAAGCUUAUGUUAUGGUUUUUAUGUCACAGGCCCACUAAUGGUCAAUAUUCUCCAGACCCUGAUGUUUGUUAAUGCACACGACUGAUUUGUACUUUUGUUCCUCUGCAUUGUUUCAAAGCCCACCUCCUUGCUUACUGACAAUUGCACACAAUAAUGAUAACAACUAUGGUAUUCAGUGUGGCUCACAUUGUUGCAUGAUUGGCUAUUAUCCACCCUUAUUAUAAGUACUGAAGCUUAGUUCUAACUUCACGAGUACAAUCCAGAAACAUAGUAAUAGUUUGACUUCUGGGAUCAUCUUUCUUCCAGAAAUCUCGUGAAAAUGCCAUUGAUUUUUUUCCUAAAAAAUAAAAUUGUCUUCUGUCUCCUUAUAGAAGUUCUUGUGAUUAUCCUCAUUUGACAGCUGAGAAAACAGCAUGAAAAUAGCGCUUUCUUUAUACCUUAGGUGUUUCACUUAGCUCCACAUUCAGUUAUUUUAGGAGGGUUUAGAUGUAUCUGAAUGGUCACUAAGAAUUUCUGAUGGAUUUUAAACCUGACCUGUUUAAAGGAGUUGUCCUAGAUGGUUGAAUCCAAGCCUGUCCAGGUGACCUUGAAUGAGGAUUGUCAGUUCUUCUAUUUGUCUAUCACAGGAUGCUCACCAAGGGGCAAAGGGAGGAUGGUUCAGUGCCAGAUGUCCACCAUUUGUGGCAAAGCCGCUCAGAGCUGCUGCCUUGUGGAUAUGAGGCCAGUCACUUUACCUGUGUCCUGUGACAGCAACGUAAAGGGAAAAGAUGUUUCUCUGUCAUCUCCACAACGAUGUGAGCGAGUGAAAUGCCUAGGCCCUUUGCCUUGCUGAAGAGGUGCCUUUUCUAAUGUGCAUAAAGACACCAUAUGGGCGAGAAGUUGUCUAAAGAGAUUGCCACGCAAGUCCAAAAUAGGUCACGCAUGAGGCUGCUCAUGGCAGCAUUGUUUUGGGUAGUAGAAAGUUGGAAGCACAAGGGGUGCCCAUUACUGGGGAACAGAGAGGCCAAAUGUGUUGGGUGCACAUAGUGGGGUACUCUGCAGCAGUCAGCAAUGAUGGACUGGAUGAGCACGUAGCAACAUGGAUAGGUCUUAAAAACAAAGUAUGGAGUGGAAAAGUAAGACAGAAUGAGAUCUAUAACACAAUGCUGUUGAUGCAAACCAGACAACAACAUACACUCCACAUGAAUAUAUACAAGCCAAAAAAUAUAAUUAAACACAUUAGAAUGGUUGCUUGUGGUGGCGGAAGGACAGGAGUGAGGAGUGGGAAUAGGAGGAAAUACAUGCACCCAUGCAUAAAACAAAGGAGCAGCCUUGUAUGGACCAACUAUAGUAUAAUGUGCCAGGAACUGAAAAGUGUGAUUAAUUUAACACUCCACACCUGAGGCCUAAUAAGAACUAUAUGUAUAUAUUAAGUGCCCUGAGCCUUGCCAAUUGAGGCUUUCCUCAGUCCAGCUGUUGACCACCAGUAUGGCUUGAUCAGCAUGAUCACAGCUUUUUAAUAAUCUCAUUGACAGAGAUUUAUAUCUAGACUUGAGUGAACUGCCCUGUAAUAUGCCUGCCUUUAUCAAACUCAAGGAUGUCUGAUGCUAUCCUGGUCCUUAAAAUCCUUGGAAAUUAUCUUGCUUUAUCUAUAUUAUUUUCUUGAUAGCCAUAAACAGACACAAAAGCAUUUACUUCCCUGGGGAUUUGAUCAAAGUAUAAAAGCUAUGUUAAUGAAAAGUAGGGACUGCAAAGAAGGAAAGAAAACCCUCAAUUCAUCCCAUCCCACAUGCUCUUCUGAGACUUUGUCCCUGCCCCUGUAAAGGUGGAGUCGGAUUCCACUCUCCUUGAGUCUGAGUGAGCUUGUGAAUUGCUGGCAACCAACAGAACACAGCAAAAGCGAUAAUGUAAUUUCUGAAGUUAGGACAUAAAACGUGAUACAGCAUCCACCUUGUAAGCUGGAACACUUGCACUUGGAGCCCUAAGCUGCCAUGUAAGAAGUCUGACUAUCCUGAGCCCACCAUGCUGUGAGGAAGCCAUGGAGAGGCCAUGUGUAGUGCUCUGUUCUGCUGUCCUAGUUUUUGAGUGCUCCAGACACCAGACAUCAGAUAUGUGAUUAAACAAGUCUUAGUUGCGUGUAGCUCCCAGUCGUGAACUUAUCACGAGACUUUGAAUCUUCCCAGCUGAGGCCCCAGACAGGUUGGAGCAGAGAGAAGCCAGCCCCACUGUGUACUUUUUGAAUUCCUGCCACAUAGAAUCCAUGAGCACAAUAAACUGGAGCUUGUUUUAUGCCACUAAGUCUGGGAUGGUUUGUUAUACAGCAAUGGUAACUAAAAGACCCAUUAUCCACACCACCACCAAAAAGGAGGGCUAUAAAAAAGGGAGAAACUGUUAUAAAUAAAAUUUUUUUUAAAUUAUAAACUAAAAGAGAUAGAAAAGAUAUAUCAACAAAUACAAAUGACAUUGUUUGGCUCCUGAUUAGAAUAAACCAUUACAGAAAGACACUUAAGAAAAUCAGGGCAAUUUGACUUCUGACUGGAUACUAGAUGAUAUUAAGGAAUUGUUAAUUUUUAAGAUGUGAUACAGUGGUUAUUGAUAAAAGAGUCCUUAAUUAUUACAGAUACAUAGAGAAUAUUUAAAUAUGAAAGUAUCUGUGAUUUGUUCUAAAUUGGCUGUAAAAUGGAGAUGGGAGAAGGGUGGAGUACAGAUAAAACAAGAUUGCCAUGUGUUGAUAAUUGUUGAAACCAGGUGAUAGGUACGUGGAGGUUUAUUAUAUUAUUAUCUCUACUUUUGUGCAUAUUUGAAACUCUCUAUAAGAAAAAAUUUGACAGAAGAGAGAGUAGAGUGACUUACUUGUCCUCCGUCCCAUUCUUUCAAGUCAUAGGUAUGUGCUAACAGGUGCCAAUGGUUUAAAUAGAUUGCUCCUUUUAUAAACAUGACCUCUAUGUACUCUUGCAGGCUUCUUGAGACCCAGGACCCUGCACCAAUGUGGGGAUUUCAGGCAAAGAAACGGACUAGCAGAGGAAAGCAUACUCUUAGGCAAAUGUUUUAGGCACUCCUCAAAUCAGUAUAAUUCUUAGUGGCUAGAAUUCCCCUUCAAGGUAGAAUUCUGCUCCCUGACAAUACCUAGUCCAGCACUAGGUACACACAGGGGCAUCCAUAAAUUUCUGGAGAAUUGAUUUGAAUUAAGAAACCUGAUUGUUCAGGAUUAAUUCUUCAGCUUCCUCUGAAGCUCAGGUAGUGUUCAGUUUUGAACCUUGAACUAUAUUUGUCAGCAGAAAGAUAGGCAAAUAGGCUGCAUGUUGCUAUGCAGACAGUGUAUUUUGGAAGGUCCUCUGUUUGGUUGUGGGUUCUCUCCCUUGAAGAAAGACUGUUAACUCAUGCUGCAGCCUGCUGCUCUCUUCUUGGUUUUGUCUAUGUCACUAAGCCCAAAAUAGAAAGUUCUUUUACUGCAGAGCAGGGAAAGAGGUUUAAAUUUAUCAAGUCAAAUAACAAAGGGUAGCCUUAUACUGGCUUUUCCCGGGUAGGGGAGAAAUAAUGCCUGCUUCAUCAAGGAGAAGGAGUGAUCUGACACUGGCAGGGGCUGGGACCAGGAGACAAGCUUACACUGUGAUGAGUU
Molecule: messenger RNA, 6099 nt
Organism: Equus caballus (horse)
Lineage: Eukaryota; Metazoa; Chordata; Mammalia; Perissodactyla; Equidae
Source: RefSeq, a predicted model, not a curated record